Messenger RNA from Nematostella vectensis (starlet sea anemone), 3093 nucleotides. RefSeq names its product DNA (cytosine-5)-methyltransferase 3A. NCBI's taxonomy places the organism in Eukaryota, Metazoa, Cnidaria, Anthozoa, Actiniaria, Edwardsiidae. The transcript is spliced from 22 exons. The record is from RefSeq and is a predicted model, not a curated record. Gene Ontology annotation, biological process: regulation of gene expression. Gene Ontology annotation, cellular component: nucleus. Gene Ontology annotation, molecular function: methyltransferase activity. Bases 90 to 2438 code for a protein of 782 amino acids.
GACAGCCAGUCCGGCCACCCCGUGCGCUGCCCUGAUCCCCAGAUGCAAGCGAGCGGCAAUCAUAUCUCUAGAUCUCUCUGUCGGCAACCAUGGCGGAGGUCACACACGCUAGUCCACCGCUCUGCCAAGAUACACCGUUCCUCGAGAAUGCAAACGAACAUGAUAAGAAGCCAUUAAAAGCCAAACGAAGGUUAAAUUUUGGAUCCAUUGAUUAUGUCAAAAGAAAAAAGAAGCGCAAGAUAUCAAAGCAAAACCUUGUGGGCAAGAAGAGCAAAGCAUCUGAUGUUACUGCUGAACCUACGGUUUGCACUGAUAGCGAUUCAGGGUUUGACACACAAGAUAAUCAGACUCCAGAAAAGGGAAAAGAGCAAAGAGAACUGGACAAAAACAACUCGCACACUCCCAAAAAGAGUAAAAAUGUGGAUCAGAUGGCAAAGAGGAAACACAAAGGGUCGGCAGUUAGUGUUGACAAAGAGGUUGGAGAGGGAACCGUCUUUCCUGGUGUGCUUGUAUGGUCCAAACUCAAAGGCUACGACUGGUGGCCAGGAAGAGUUGUUACCUAUAUGGAGGCUGGACGACCUCCACCAGGUCCAGGCAACCACUGGGUCAAGUGGUUUGGUGACAACAAAUUCUCUCAGGUCCCUCAAGACACAGUGCUGCCAUUUGCAGAGUUCAAGAGCAACUUCCUUGUGACAAAGAUGAAAGGAUUGUACAAGAAAGCUGUUCUUGAUGCCUUGGAGUUGGCAGCCAGUAGGUCCAACCAAUCAUUCACUCGUGCUGACCUUCACUUAAAGUUAAGCCCUAAAGUCUCUAAGAAACAAAGGAGAAAAAAGAAAUUACUGUCAAAGGAUACUGAAACACCCGCAGAGCCAGAUGAACCUCUGAGUGAAGAGGAGAAAUGUGAUGCUAUGGUGAACUGGGCUCUAACGGGAUUCCAACCACAGGGAGCCAGUGGAUUUGCCCCAACUCUAGAAGAGACAAUCUUCCUGCCUCCUGUAUCAUCCGAUAGUGAUGAAGAAGAAGCUGAUCAGACAGUAAAUGGAUCUGAAAGUACCAAGGGCCGGUUUGGUAAACCAGUCAAGGAACCCAAUCUUGUGCAAGACAUCAAAGCACUGUUUGAUGAGGUUGUAGAUGGAAAAAAGGGAAUUGAAGAUAUUUGUCUGGCUUGUGGUGACUGCAAGGUUUAUGCUCAGCAUCCCUUGUUUGAAGGUGGUCUCUGCAAGGAGUGUAAGCAAUCGUUUCUGGAGUGCACUUACUUAUUUGACGAGGAUGGCUACCAGAUGUACUGCACUAUAUGUGGUGAUGGCCAAGAAGUCUUCAUGUGUGACAACGAGGGCUGUUUCAGGUCGUACUGUGGCCCAUGUCUUGAGAUGUUGGCUGGCAGAGGGACUGUCCGUGAGAUCGCGUCUCGUGAAAAAUGGAUUUGCUACAUGUGUUCCGGAAAAGGAGAUCGACUUAUCCAUCGCCGUAAAGACUGGCAGUCUAAGCUGCAUGAACUCUUUCUAAGCGACCGAGAGAAAGAAUAUGAUACUCCUAUUGUUUACCCCGUUGUUGCUCCUGAAGACCGCAAACCCAUACGUGUACUAGCGCUAUUUGACGGUAUUGCCACAGGUCUGCAGGCACUAAACGAGCUUGGAAUCGUGUCCGACAAGUACUACUCUGCUGAGAUAGAUGAGCAAGCUAUACAGGUUACUAAAGUGAACCAUGGUGACCGGAUAACCCACCUCGGCGAUAUCAAGGAUCUCACCGAGAGCCAGAUACGGGAACUUGGGCCGUUCGACCUGGUGAUUGGUGGAAGUCCCUGCCAGGAUCUGUCUAUUGCAAACCCAGCGAGACGAGGGAUAUUCGAGGGCAGUGGGCGCCUGUUUUUCGAGUUUUUCCGCCUGCUUAUGCACGCCAAGCCUUCUCGGACAUGCCCCUCGCGGCCAUUUUUCUGGUUGUUUGAAAAUGUGGUGGGCAUGCGCGCUGAGGACAAGAAGACGAUCUCCCGGUUUCUGCAGAGCAACCCUGUGGUCGUUGACGCAAAAGAAGUCUCACCAGCUCAUCGGCCAAGAUAUUUCUGGGGAAACUUGCCUGGAAUGAACAGGCCAGCGAUACCGCUUCCUGGAGACAGACUCACCCUGCAAGAAUGUCUCGAGCCAAACUGUGGACGUAAAGCCCGGUUCACCAAAGUGCAAACUAUUACGACAAACGCCAACUCGCUGACCCAGACAAAGAAGAACAUCUUACCCGUUGCAGUUAACGAUGACGGAGGACAGGAGCGAGAGGAUAUUCUGUGGUGUACUGAAAUGGAAAGAUUGUUUGGUUUCCCAAGUCACUAUACAGACGUCAACAACAUGGGUAGGACUCAACGUCAGCGUCUCCUAGGCAACGCGUGGAGCGUACCUGUCGUCAGACAUCUUUUGUCCCCACUGAAAGACUACUUCAAAUGCACCUAGAUGACGUCAGCGUCUCCAAGGCAACGCUUGAAGCAUAACUUUCAUCAAACACCGUUUUUGUGCCCACUGAAAGACCACUUUAAGUGAUUUCUUACGGAUGGAGCCCCGCGGGUCGGUUAGUAAAUGUUGACAAUUAUAUAGUUAUACGCAUGCGUAGAUAGAGUUGAAAUUAUAUUUCGGAAAUCGCUUGAGAGAUUCACUGUAUUACUCUUUAGAUAGUAUCACUUUUUAUCCCAUAUGAACUCACCCGUUUAGAUACUUUGAUAUUGUUUUGAUAUUGUAAGGAAUAUUAUCUAGUUAGCUUGUUUUUCCUGUUCACAUUGCAUUGAAACUUUGUGAAUUGCUAUCACACUAUUGGCAAACUACAUACUAUAUGACAAACUAAGACUCCCUGGCAACAGCCUUACUAUGCCCUUUUGUAUUAAAUAUUUCCCCUGGUGUUUUUUUAGCCAGGCUUUCUGAGACAUCAAGAAUAAUCAGUACAAGUUUGUUGAGAUAAAACCCUUAGCUUUUCUCCAUAUAGUGUUUUUCUAUGUUUAAAAUUCUUAUUUAGGAAUUCACGUUCCUGUGUAUACUUGGCGAUAAGGAUAAUAAACACUUAUUUUGUGUUUACUCUCGACUAGGACACUUUAAUAAUUAAAAUUCUUACUUUUUG